Molecule: messenger RNA, 219 nt
Organism: Penicillium samsonianum
Lineage: Eukaryota; Fungi; Ascomycota; Eurotiomycetes; Eurotiales; Aspergillaceae
Exons: 2
Coding region: 1-219 (72 amino acids)
Source: RefSeq, a predicted model, not a curated record
AUGCCUGAAGCAGACGGUCAGCAGCAUACUCAACACAAGGAAUCCUUAGUCGAGAGGAUCUUCGAGCACCAUCACAACCACGAACAGGAAGAAAAUUCCCACAAUGAAAAGAAGAACGAAGUGUCUAAGAACACAGAUAAACCGAAAUCCUAUGAAGACUACCUGAAGAAGGAUGACGAAGCCCUCAAAAAGUAUUAUAAAGAGGACAGGGAGUUGUAA